ACUGAUACCAUUCCUUUCUAGAGGUUGAAAGUGAGCAGUAUGGCAGAUUCAGACAUUUCUCCGGAGGCAAUAACUGCAUCGAAGAAAGUACUGUGUGCUCUACUCUUCACCGGGAUUCUACUUCAGUACGCGGGGAGGACCAGUGUGUCUGUUGUCCUUUUGCAACUACAGGAUUCAGCAGGCAACAACACAAACACCAAUGUCUCCAAGCCUAAGGCCGAGUACAGUCAGUUCGAAGUCGGAGUAAUACUGAGUUCGGUCUAUGCUGGUUUGCUGACCUCGAGUUUUACUGGUGGUUUCCUGGCCUAUCGGUAUAGUGCUAUGAGGGUGCUCUUGAUGUCAGUCGGCAUCAGCUCCGUUGUCCACUGUGUCGCCCCUGUUGCGUUUCAACGCUUUGAGACUGCGGUUACUCAACGUGUUCUGGCAGGUCUGGCAGAGGGUUUAUCCGAACCUGCAGUUUAUGGUGUUCUCGGUGAAUACAUGCUACCAAGGCAAAGCGCAAGAGUUGCUCCAUACGUCUUUGCAGGCAUCUAUCUCGGCCAGUUCGUUGGACUCAUCUCGACAGGCUUCAUAACGCAAAGGCUGUCCUGGCAGGUGACAUUCUACGUAUUUGCUAGGUUGUACUGCAAGCCACAACUUGCAAGGCAGCUGACUUCCAGCAGUCUUCGGGGGUUUCGCCCCUUGUAUCAGGACCCCCUCAGGCUGGCGGGGCGGUGA
Molecule: messenger RNA, 717 nt
Organism: Branchiostoma floridae (Florida lancelet)
Lineage: Eukaryota; Metazoa; Chordata; Leptocardii; Amphioxiformes; Branchiostomatidae
Product: vesicular glutamate transporter 1-like
Exons: 6
Coding region: 40-717 (225 amino acids)
Biological process (GO): regulation of synapse structure or activity; neurotransmitter loading into synaptic vesicle; synaptic transmission, glutamatergic
Cellular component (GO): excitatory synapse; synaptic vesicle membrane
Molecular function (GO): neurotransmitter transmembrane transporter activity; L-glutamate transmembrane transporter activity
Source: RefSeq, a predicted model, not a curated record